UGAAAAUGGAACUGUCUUGGAAUGUCGUUUUGAUUGUCCUCCUAAGUUUUUCGUGCGGGGGGUCGGACUGGGAAUCUGAUAGAAAUUUCAUCUCUGCUGCUGGUCCUCUAACCCAUGAUUUACUGCACAACCUGAGCAGUCUACUGGGAAAUCAGGGUUCUAGUUUUGUAGCAGGAGACAAGGACAUUUAUGUCUGUCGCCAGCCACUGCCCACUUUCCUGCCAGAGUACUUCAGCAGUCUUCAUGUCAGUAAGGUCACCCAUUAUAAAGUCUUUCUGUCGUGGGCACAGCUUCUCCCAGCAGGAAGCACCAAGAAUCCAGAUGAGAAAACCAUGCAGUGCUACCGGCGACUCCUUGAGGCCCUCAAGACUGCGCGGCUACAGCCCAUGGUCGUCCUGCACCACCAGACCCUCCCUGCCAUCCAGAGCAGCAGAGCCUUCACUGACCUCUUUGCUGACUAUGCCACAUUCUCCUUCCACUCCUUUGGGGACCUAGUUGAGGUCUGGUUCACCUUUAGUGACUUGGAGGAAGUGAUCAAGGAGCUUCCCCACCAGGAAUCGAGAGCUUCACGUCUGCAGACCCUCACCGAUGCCCACAGAAAAGUCUAUGAGAUUUACCACAAAAGGUUUGCUUCUCAGGGUGGAAAGCUCUCUGUGGUCCUGAGAGCCGAACAGAUCUCGGAAUUCCUGCUGGAACCACCCAACGCGGCGCUUGCCCAGGACUUGGUGGAUUUCCUCUCUCUUGAUUUGUCUUAUGGAUGCGGAAAGGAGGCAAGUCUACCACAGAAGCUGAGUACAUUGCAGACCCUUGCGCCAAAUGUGAAAGUUUUCAUCUUCAACCUAAAAUUCCAGGACUGCCCCUCCACCAGCAAGAGCCCAGUCAGGCUGUUUUUCAGCCUUCUCAAAGCCAUAAAUAAAGACCAAGUGCUCACCAUUGGGUUUGAUAUUAAUGGAUUCCUGAGUUGUUCAUCAAGUUCCAAGAAAAGCAUGUCUUGCUCUCUGACCGACAGCCUGAUUCUUCAGUCUGACCAGGAGAAGAACCACAGGACAGCAGUCGACGCCUCUCCCGAUUCGACCUAUCAAAGAGUCUGGGAAACAUUUGCUAACCAGUCCAGGGCAGAAAGGGAUGCCUUCCUGCAGGACACUUUCCCCAAAGGCUUCCUCUGGGGUGUCUCCACGGGAGCCUUUAAGGUGGAAGGAGGCUGGGCUGAGGGCGGGAGAGGGGCGAGCAUCUGGGACCAGCACGGUCACCUGAGCACUGGCAAGGGCCAAGCGACGCCGUGGGUGGCCAGUGACAGCUACCACAAGGUGGCCUCUGACGUCGCCCUGCUUCGCGGCCUCCGGGCUCAGGUGUAUAAGUUCUCCAUCUCCUGGUCCCGGGUCUUCCCUGCUGGGCGUGGGAGCAGUCCCAGCCUCCCAGGCGUCGCCUACUACAACAAGCUGAUCGACACCCUGCUGGACUCAGGCAUCGAACCCAUGGUGACGCUGUUCCACUGGGACCUGCCUCAGGCCCUUCAAGAUCAUGGCGGGUGGCAGAAUGAGAGCGUGGUGGAUGCCUUCCUGGACUAUGCGGCCUUCUGUUUCUCCACUUUUGGGGACCGUGUGAAGCUGUGGGUGACCUUCCACGAGCCAUGGGUGAUGAGCUACGCAGGCUACGGCACCGGCCAACACCCUCCAGGCAUCGCUGACCCCGGGGUGGCCUCAUUUAAGGUGGCUCACUUGGUCCUCAAGGCUCAUGCCAGAACUUGGCACCACUACAACAGCCACCAUCGCCCACAGCAGCAGGGGCGCGUGGGUAUUGUGCUGAACUCAGACUGGGCAGAACCCCUAUCUCCAGAGAGGCCCGAGGAUCUGCGAGCCGCUGAGCACUUCUUGCACUUCAUGCUAGGCUGGUUUGCGCAUCCCAUCUUUGUAGAUGGAGACUACCCGGCCACCCUGAAGGCCCAGAUCCAACAGAUGAACAAACAGUGCCACAGUCCAGUGGCCCAGCUCCCUGAGUUCACUAACGCAGAGAGACAACUCCUAAAAGGUUCUGCUGAUUUUCUGGGUCUGUCUCAUUACACCUCCCGCCUCAUCAGCAAGGCCCAACCAGACACCUGCACCCCUAGCUAUGAUACCAUCAGAGGUUUCUCCCAACAUGUGGAUCCUGCAUGGCCCCAGACUUCCUCCUCUUGGAUUCGUGUGGUGCCCUGGGGUAUAAGGAGGCUGUUGCAGUUUGUAUCCUUGGAAUACACAAGAGGAAAAGUUCCAAUAUAUCUGGCUGGGAAUGGCAUGCCCAUAGGGGAAAGUGAAAAUCUCCUUGAUGAUUCCUUGAGAGUACACUACUUCAAUCAAUAUAUCAAUGAGGUGCUCAAAGCUGUCAAAGAGGACUCUGUGGAUGUUCGUUCAUACAUUGCUCGCUCCCUCAUCGAUGGCUUCGAAGGCCCCUCUGGUUACAGCCAGAGGUUUGGGCUGCAUCAUGUCAACUUCAAUGACAGCAGCAAGCCAAGGACUCCCAGGAGAUCUGCCUAUUUCCUCACCAGUAUCAUUGAAAAGAACGGUUUCCUCACUAAGGAGGUAAAAAGGUCACCACCACCUACUACAGCCAACGUCCCCUCCAAAAUCCGAGCCUUCCCUUUUCCAUCUGAGGUGCCCUCCAAGGCUAAAGUCGUCUGGGAAAAGUUCUCCAACCAACCCAAGUUUGAACGAGAUUUGUUCUACCACGGCACGUUCCGGGAUGACUUUGUGUGGGGCGUGUCCUCUUCAGCCUAUCAGAUCGAAGGAGGGUGGAAUGCUGACGGCAAAGGCCCCAGCAUCUGGGAUAACUUCACCCACACACCAGGGAGCAACAUAAAAGGUAAUGCCACCGGAGACAUAGCCUGUGACAGCUAUCACCAACUGGAUGCCGAUCUGAAUAUGCUUCGAGCUUUGAAGGUGAAGGCCUAUCGCUUCUCUCUCUCCUGGUCUCGGAUUUUCCCCACUGGGAGAAACAGUUCUAUCAACAGUGGUGGUGUUGAUUAUUACAACAGGCUGAUCGACGGCUUGGUGGCAAGCAACAUCUCUCCCAUGGUGACACUGUUCCACUGGGACCUGCCCCAGGCCCUCCAGGAUAUCGGAGGCUGGGAGAAUCCCUCCUUGAUUGAGUUGUUUGACAGCUAUGCAGACUUCUGUUUCCAGACCUUUGGUGACAGAGUCAAGUUCUGGAUGACCUUCAAUGAGCCCACCUUCCAGGCAUGGUUGGGUUACGGCUCCGGGGUGUUUCCCCCCGGUGUGAAGGACCCGGGCUGGGCACCUUAUAGGAUUGGCCAUGCAGUCAUCAAAGCUCAUGCCAGAGUCUAUCACACUUACGAUGAGAAAUACAGGCAGAAGCAGAAGGGGGUCAUCUCCCUGAGCCUCAGCGCACACUGGGCAGAGCCCAAGUCGCCGGGGGUCCCGAGAGACGUGGAAGCAGCUGACCGGAUGCUGCAGUUCUCCCUGGGCUGGUUUGCUCACCCCAUUUUCAGAAACGGAGACUACCCAGACGCCAUGAAGUGGAAAGUGGGGAACAGAAGUGAACUACAACACUUGGCUACCUCUCGCCUGCCCAGCUUCACUGAGGAAGAGAAGAGGUACAUUAGGGCUACAGCCGACGUCUUCUGCCUCAACACCUACUCCUCCAGAAUCGUGCAGCACAAGACUCCCAGGCUAAACCCACCCUCCUUCGAAGAUGACCAGGAGAUGACCGAGGAGGAGGACUCUUCGUGGCCUUCCACAGCAAUGAACAGAGCUGUGGCCUGGGGUAUGCGGAGACUGUUGAACUGGAUCAAAGAAGAGUAUGGUGACAUCCCCAUUUACAUUACCGAAAAUGGAGCGGGGCUCACAAAUCCCAAGCUGGAGGACACCGAUAGGAUAUUUUAUCACAAGACCUACAUCAAUGAGGCUUUGAAAGCCUACAGGCUUGAUGGUGUCGACCUUCGAGGGUAUUCUGCCUGGUCUUUGAUGGACAACUUUGAGUGGCUGAAUGGCUACACGGUCAAGUUUGGACUGCACCGUGUUGAUUUCGAGAACAUGAACAGGCCUCGUACAGCAAGAGCCUCUGCCAGGUACUACACAGAGGUCAUUACCAACAACGGCAUGCCGCUGCCCAAGGAGGAUGAGUUUCUGUACGGACAGUUUCCCGAGGGCUUCAUCUGGAGUGCGGCCUCUGCUGCUUAUCAGGUCGAAGGUGCAUGGAGGGCCGAUGGCAAAGGACUCAGCAUUUGGGACACGUUUUCUCACACACCACUUAAGAUUGAGAACGACGACAUCGGAGACGUGACUUGCGACAGCUAUCACAAGAUCGCUGAGGAUGUGGUCGUCCUGCAGAACCUGGGCGUGACUCACUACCGUUUCUCCAUCUCCUGGACCCGCAUCCUCCCUGACGGGACCACCAAGUACAUCAACGAGGCGGGCCUGAGUUACUACGUACGGCUCAUUGAUGCGCUGCUGGCUGCCAACAUCCAGCCCCAGGUGACCCUUUACCACUGGGACCUGCCCCAGGCGCUUCAGGACGUAGGAGGCUGGGAAAACGAGACCAUUGUGCAGCGGUUUACAGAGUAUGCAGAAGUUCUCUUCCAGAGGCUGGGAGACAAGGUGAAGUUUUGGAUCACGCUGAAUGAGCCCUUUGUCAUUGCUACCCAGGGCUACGGCUAUGGGACAGCAGCUCCAGGAAUCUCCUUUAGGCCUGGCACUGCCCCCUACAUUGUUGGCCACAACCUAAUAAAGGCCCAUGCUGAGGCUUGGCACCUGUACAACGAUGUGUAUCGCGCCAAACAAGGUGGCACAAUUUCCAUCACGAUCAGCAGUGACUGGGCUGAACCCAGAGACCCCUCUAGCCAGGAGGAUGUGGAGGCCGCCAGGAGAUAUGUGCAGUUUAUGGGAGGCUGGUUUGCGCAUCCUAUUUUCAAGAAUGGAGAUUACAACGAGGUGAUGAAGACGCGGAUCCGCGACCGGAGCUUGGCUGCAGGCCUGAACAAGUCUCGGUGAGGACUCCCGCAGCAGUGAGA
This is a messenger RNA of Carlito syrichta (Philippine tarsier), 5002 nucleotides long. RefSeq names its product lactase (gene LCT). Gene Ontology annotation, biological process: carbohydrate metabolic process. The transcript has 13 exons. Gene Ontology annotation, molecular function: hydrolase activity, hydrolyzing O-glycosyl compounds. Bases 6 to 4982 code for a protein of 1658 amino acids. The record is from RefSeq and is a predicted model, not a curated record. Lineage: Eukaryota; Metazoa; Chordata; Mammalia; Primates; Tarsiidae.